AUGUCGACUAGAACGCGUGAUAUUGUUGCCUGGGCAUUGAUUGCCUUAGCUGCUGAGCCUUACGUUGUUUCGGUACUAGGGACUUACACUCCGAUUUUGCUUGAACAACUAGCAAGAGAGAAUGGAGUGCUGGCUAGUGAUCAUUUGACUCCAUGCAUAAACAAACCAACAGAUGAUAAUCCAAUUCCUCACCCCCCACCACCGAAUAACAUGUCAGAUGGGACUGGCACCUGUGUUUUACCAAUUUUUGGAAAAAGCUUUUAUAUUGACACAUCAAGUUAUGCUUUAUAUACGUUUUCAUUCUCAGUUUUGCUACAGACUAUAUGCGUUCUAACUGUUAGUGGAAUAGCAGAUAACAGUAAUUAUAAGAAAAAGCUAAUUAUCAUUUUUGGAAUCUUUGGUGGAUUGAGUACAGCUGCAUAUUCGUUGAUAGGCUCACACAACUAUUAUGCUGCAUCGUUUUUGGCGAUACUCGCCAACUGCGCAUUCGGUUGUGUGAAUGUUUUGAUGAAUUCUUACUUAACAAUACUUAUCAAGAAAUAUCCUUUCCAGAGCUUGCCUGCUGAUGAAGAGAUUCUGCAGGGACUUCUCACAGAAAAUUCCACUACGGAAAGUAUAACCAAUGACGAAACAAUGCUAGUGGGUGAUUCUGAGUUGGGCAAGGUUGGAUCUAAGAUUAGCGGUAUCGGAACUUCAACAGGAUAUACAUCUGCUCUCUUAAUCCAGAUAUCUGCACUAUUAUCUUUAACACAGCUAAAAAAUAUUAAUAACGAUAUGAUUUGGUGUAUCAAAAUUGUUAUUGCUUCAAUUGGGGUUUGGUGGUUUAUCUGGCAAAUACCCAUAGCACUAUUCCUACGCAAUAUUACGACUGGUGAUGCUAAUUGGCAUAAAGACAUGAAGUUGACCUCCAUGAUAAAAAAAGGAUACCAUGACCUUGGGCACGCAGUUUAUCGAAUCAGAGAUUUGAAGGACAUUUACUUCUUUUUACUUGGGUGGUUUGUCUUAUCAGACUCUAUAACCACCAUUAAUUCGACUGCAAUACUUUUUGCGAAAACGAAUUUGCAUAUGCCGAUGGUUUCUUUGGGCAAAAUCGGAGUGUUGGUCAUGGUCAGCGCCAUAAUCGGAUCUAUUCUUAUCCCCCAUGUUAUCAUAGGCUAUUACCAGUGGAAUUUACAACAUGUGUUGAUUGGUUUGAUUGUUUGGUGCUUAUGCGUACCAAUAUAUGGGAUAAUAGCACUAAAUUCUGCAUACGAGAUGUACUUACUGGCUGUUUGGUAUGGCAUCGGCUUAGGAGGGUUGAGUACUGUUAGCAGAAGCAUAUACUCUAUCAUCAUACCCAGAGGAAAAGAGAGUGUGUUUUUCUCGAUAUUCAGUCUAACUGAUAAAACGAGCUCGAUUAUUGGUCCUUUUGUGAUUGGACUAAUAAUUAAUAUAUUCCACGAGUUGAGGGGUGCAUUUUGGGUACUUGCUUUGUUGUUAGUGAUCAGUCUGCCCAUUCUUUCCAAGCAAUUCAACCUCAAAAGAGCUCGCGAUGAAGCUGAUUCAUUUACCUGA
Messenger RNA from Pichia membranifaciens NRRL Y-2026, 1554 nucleotides. RefSeq lists its product as hypothetical. The record is from RefSeq and is a predicted model, not a curated record. Gene Ontology annotation, molecular function: transmembrane transporter activity. The transcript has a single exon. NCBI's taxonomy places the organism in Eukaryota, Fungi, Ascomycota, Pichiomycetes, Pichiales, Pichiaceae. Bases 1 to 1554 code for a protein of 517 amino acids. Gene Ontology annotation, biological process: amino acid transmembrane export from vacuole.